UAUAUAUUACGGACUACGGAGUAGUGUAGAAUUGUCAAAGCUACUACAAAGAAGGAGAAAGAAAAGGGAGUGAGAGAGAGACCAACAAAAAUAAAAAAAAAAAUGGAAACACCACUUAUCAAUCAAAGAGAUGAAAAUGAGAAGUGGAAAAAAGGUGCGAUUGAAGAGGUGAAGAAACAAGUAUGGUUAGCAGGACCAUUGAUAUGUGUAAACAUAUUGCUGUUUAGUUUGCAGUUGAUAUCUGUUAUGUUUGUUGGUCAUCUUGGUGAGUUACCACUUGCUGGUGCUUCCAUGGCUACUUCUUUUGCUACUGUCACUGGUUUCAGCUUGUUGAUGGGAAUGUCAAGUGCCUUAGACACAUUCUGUGGACAAUCAUACGGAGCGAAGCAAUAUCAUAUGUUAGGAAUACAUUUACAAAGAGCUAUGAUCGUCCUUGUUGCUGCAAGCGUUCCCCUUGCUAUUAUAUGGGCAAAUUCUAGAUCACUUCUUUUAGCAGUUGGUCAAGAUGAUCAAAUUGCAGCUCAAGCUGGACACUAUGCUCAAUUCUUGAUCCCUGGUCUCUUUGCAUAUGGUCUUCUUUACUCACUUCAGAGAUUCUUACAAACCCAGAACAUCGUUUUCCCUAUGAUGAUAACUGCAGGGAUCACUGCACUACUGCAUUUGCCAGUUUGCUGGAUUUUGGUCUUCAAAUCUGGGCUUGGAAACCGAGGAGCUGCCCUUGCAACUGGUGUAUCUUAUUGGAUUAAUGUAAUAUUGCUAGCACUUUAUGUUAAGUUUUCUUCUUCGUGCUCAAAAACUUGGACAGGUUUUUCUACUGAAGCUCUGCAUGAUUUACCUGCAUUCGUCAGACUCAGUAUUCCCUCUGCUUGUAUGGUAUGUUUAGAAAUGUGGUCAUUUGAAAUGAUGGUUCUCUUAGCUGGUCUUCUUCCCAACCCAACAUUAGAAACAUCCGCGCUUUCUAUCAGUCUCAACACAGCUGCACUUGUGUGGAUGAUCCCCUUUGGUCUAAGUGGUGCUGUCAGUACUCGAGUUUCCAACGAGUUAGGAGCUGGGCGCCCUGAAGCAGCACGAGCAGCAAUAUCAGUUGUUAUGUUCCUAGUGAUUAGCGAGGGAAUUUUGAUAGGAACCAUACUAAUCUUGAUCCGUAAUAUUUGGGGAUAUGCUUAUAGCAAUGAAGAAGAAGUGGUCAGUUAUGUAGCUGUAAUGAUGCCUAUACUUGCAGCAGUUAACCUCCUAGAUGGACUUCAAUCUGUUCUUUCUGGAACUGUUAGAGGAUGCGGGAAACAGAAAAUUGGGGCAUUUAUCAAUCUUGGAGCUUAUUACAUCAUUGGAAUUCCUUUUGCUGUUCUGCUAGCUUUUGUAUUCCACGUUGGAGGGAAGGGUUUGUGGCUGGGGAUAAUCUGUGCUCUGAUUGUGCAAGUCGUGUCGCUUUUCGUCCUCACGGUUAGAACAGACUGGGAUCAUGAAGGGAAGAAAGCAAGGGAAAGAGUGUAUGACACAGUUAUCCCUGUUGAAUCAGUAUCCUGAUUCUGAUUCUGAAUUCAAUCCAGAUAUGAAGCAGAUAUCUGAAUUACCUUGACAUCAAAUAUGGUUUUGAGUAUUAGUGGAUUAGUUUCUCAACAUCUUACGGAGAGAAUUCAAUUUUGUUCCAUUUGAAAUAAUACCUGCUUUUGUUCUAGCUGGAAAAUAUGGUACUAUCUUGGAUACUGAAAGUAACAUUCUAAGUUUUUACAAAUGCACCAAACCAUGAACAACUCUUUUUUCCCCAUAAACGACUAAAAGUGCUUGUAAAGAGAA
Messenger RNA from Spinacia oleracea (spinach), 1797 nucleotides. RefSeq names its product protein DETOXIFICATION 16. The record is from RefSeq and is a predicted model, not a curated record. Gene Ontology annotation, cellular component: membrane. Bases 103 to 1527 code for a protein of 474 amino acids. Lineage: Eukaryota; Viridiplantae; Streptophyta; Magnoliopsida; Caryophyllales; Amaranthaceae. Gene Ontology annotation, molecular function: xenobiotic transmembrane transporter activity; antiporter activity. The transcript is spliced from 8 exons. Gene Ontology annotation, biological process: xenobiotic detoxification by transmembrane export across the plasma membrane.